GCGCUAAGUUUUUAAACUACGUGCAUUUUCAAACGAAAUGUAAGCUGUAUAACCCCGGAACACGACACAGUCACGACUAAUACCCCUGAAAAAGUUAGUCGAGACUGGCCAACAUGGGUGACGACUCUGAGUGGAUGAAGUUGCCUGUAAACCAGAAAUGCGAACACAAGGUGUGGAAGGCCAGACUUCACGGGUACGAGGAGGCCAUAAAACUGUUCCGGGGGAUAGAUGGCGAGAAGAGCCCGGAGUGGGACAAGUUCCAGCCUCUCAUAGUGAAGUUUGUGACGGACUCAAACGCUGUGGCCCAGCUGAAGGGACUGGAGGCGGCGCUGGUUUACGUAGAAAACGCUCACGUAGCUGCGAGGACUGCAGGGGAGGUGGUGAGUGGAGUGGUCUGCAAGGUGUUUAACCAGCCCAAGGCCCGGGCCAGGGAGCUGGGAACAGACAUCUGCCUCAUGUACGUCGAAAAAGAAAAGGCAGAAGCUGUCCAGGAGAAUCUAAUCAAAGGUCUCGAGAACAAAAACCCCAAGAUGGUGUGUGGCUGUGUGGAGACACUGCACAGAGCCCUGAGUGAGUUUGGGUGCAAGACGGUGGGCCUGAAGGCUGUGGUGAAGGCACUGCCCCGGCUGUUUGAGUCCAGAGAGAAGGCAGUGCGCGAUGUGGCACGCGGGCUGGCGGUGGAGGUGUACCGCUGGAUGGGGGGCGCGCUGCGGCCCGCCCUGCAGGGGGUCAGCCCGGUGCUGCUCCAGGGGCUGGAGGAUGAGUGGGCCAGGCUGCCGGGGGCGCCCGCCACACAGACGCGCUUCCUGCGAUCCCAGCAGCACCUCCGGGACACGGCGCUCCAGCAGCACCAGCAGGCUGAGGCAGGGCCCCACCAGGCCCACGGUGUGGGGACAGGACAGUGUGUCCCUGACGUUGACCCCUUCGAGCUCCUGGAGCCAGUAGAGAUCCUCUCCAAGCUGCCCAAAGACUUUCACGACAAGAUAGAAGCCAAGAAGUGGCAAGACAGGAAGGAAGCACUGGAGGCCUUGGCAGGGCUGGUUAAGAGCCCCAGGCUGGAGGUCGGAGACUAUGGGGAUGUGGUGCGAGCGCUGAAGAAGGUCAUUGCUAAGGAUACAAACGUCAUGCUGGUCGCUCUGGCGGUGAAAUGUGUCUCUGGUCUGGCCUCCGGGCUGAGGAAGAAGUUCAGCACCUAUGCUGGCCAUGUGGUGCUGACGGUGCUGGAGAAGUUUAAGGAGAAGAAGCCUCAAGUGGUCCAGGCUCUGCAGGAGGCCAUGGACGCCAUCUUCCUCACGACCUCUCUCCAGAGUCUGAGUGAGGACGUUCUGGUUGUGAUGGACAACAAGAACCCUUCAGUGAAGCAGCAGGCGUCUCUGUUCCUGGCCAGAAGCUUCCGUGCCUCCAGCCCCUCCUCCCUCCCCAAGAGCCUCCUCAAGCCGCUCUUCGCUGCUCUGAUCAAGCAUGUGAACGACUCUGCUCCUGAGGUGAGGGACGCUGCCUUCGAUGCCCUGGGCAGCGCCAUGCGUGUGGUGGGGGAACGGGUGGUCAACCCCUUCCUGGCAGACCUGGACAAACUGAAAGUAGACAAGAUCAAAGAAAGUGCUGCGUCCUCUGGAGGGGGGGAGGAGGAGGAGGAGAAGUCUGUCACCAAGACCCAGCCCCCCGCUGGGGUCCCUGCCAAGACAGCACAGCCCUCCAACAAGGCAGCUGAGGUGUGGCCCGCUGGGGGUCCUAGGAAGGCCAAGCCAGGAGGAGCAGGGAAGGGGAGGAAGCCGCCUGUGCCCAGGGAGCCGGCUGUGCCCAGGGGCCUGCAGGAGUCUGAGCUCUCCCUGGAGGAGUGUGAGGAGCGGGCCACAGCAGUACUUCCUGCUUCCUGUGUACAGCUGCUGGGCAGCACCAACUGGAAGGAGCGUCUAGCCAGCAUGGAGGACUACCUCCAGGCUGUGGAGCAGAUGGACAGCAGCCAGAUGCCCUGCCAAGCACUGGUCCGCAUGUUGGCCAGGAAACCCGGCUGGAAGGAGACUAACUUCCAGGUGAUGCAGCUGAAGUUGCGGGUGGUGGAGGUGGUGGCGCGGCGGGGCAGCUUCUCGCGGGUGGCUGCAGGGGCGGUGCUGGCCGUGCUGGUGGAGCGUCUGGGAGACGGGAAGUGUGGAGGUUCUGCUAGGGAGGCGCUCAGCUCUGUAGCAGAGGCCUGCAGCCUGGCCUGGACCGCAGAACAGGUCGUGUCGAUGGCGUUUGCCCAGAAGAACCCUAAGAACCAGUGUGAAGCUCUGAGCUGGCUGGCUGGCGCCAUGAAGGAGUUUGGGUUUGCAGGGAUCAAUGUUCAGACCUUCAUCGUCCACAUCAAGACAGCAUUAGGAGCCACUAACCCAGCUGUGAGGACGGGGGCCGUGGCCCUGCUGGGGGUGGUGUUCCUGUAUGUGGGCCCUCCCUUGAGGCUCUUCUUCCAGGAAGAGAAGGCAGCGCUCCUCUCCCAGAUAGACACAGAGUUCCAGAAGAUGCAGGGCCAGACUCCCCCAGCUCCUUCCAGAGGUGCCCCCAAGAGGCCUGGAGGUCAGGAAGAGGAGGAGCAGCAGGAGGAGGAGCAGCAGGAGGAGGGAGGUGCUGGGGUGGUGGUGGACCUCCUCCCUCGUACAGACAUCAGUGGUCAGAUCUCUGCAGCCAUGAUGUCCAAGAUGGCCGACAAGAACUGGAAGGUCCGUAAGGAGGGUCUGGACGAGGUGGCCUCUGUGAUCUCAGAGGCCAAGCUCAUCCUGCCCAGUCUGGGGGAUCUGCCCGCGGCUCUGAGGGCCAGGCUGACGGACUCCAACAAGAUCCUGGUCCAGCAGACUCUGUCCAUCAUGCAGCAGAUGGCCUCUGCCAUGGGCCCCGCCCUCAAACAGCACAUCAAGACCCUGGGAACCCCUGCCAUUACUGUCCUGGGAGACAGCAAGAUGGGCGUGCGUGCCGCGGCGCGGGCCACGCUGAGCAGCUGGGAGGAGCAGACAGGCUUCAGGGCGUGGCUGGAGGGGGAGGAGCUAGCUGCAGAGCUGGGGAGGGAAAACCCCUUCCUCCGCCAAGAGGUACUGGGCUGGCUGGCUGCCAGUCUGCCCGCCCUGCGCUCCGCGCCCCCUGACCUCCAGCUGUGCGUGCCCGCCCUGUAUUCCUGUGCGGAGGACAGGAACCCAGACGUGAGGAAGCGGGCUCAGGAGGCUCUUCCUGCCUUCAUCACUCACCUGGGCUUCGACAGGAUGAACAAGGCUGCCGCCAAGCUCAAGCCAGCCUCCAGAGACCAGGUGGUGGCUCUUCUGGAGAAGGCCAGAGUUUUCAUGCCAGCAAAGGCUCCCCCAGCCAAGCCUACUGCCCCCCCUCCCCCAGCCAGGCCUGCAGCUACCAGACCCAGCCAGCCCUCCAGUGAGGAGCCAGAGCCCAGAGCAGAGCCCAGACCCAAAGCAGCCGGAAAGCCCAAGGUGCAUGCUGGGAAGAAGGCAGCAGGGAAGGCCAGGGAGGAGGAGGAGCAGGAGUGCUCAGGACCCAUCUUCAUCCUGCUGCCUGGGGGCAAGGAGCUCCGCGCCAGGGAUGAGAGAAACCUCAAGGUGCUGAAGUGGAACUUCCCCUCCCCUCGGGAGGAGUGCGUGGAGCAGCUGAAGGUUCAGAUGUCUCCCUGCGUGGCUCGCUGGAUGCUGGAGGAACUCUUCCACCAUGACUUCCAGCACCACAUCAGAGCCAUCAGCUGCAUGAUCGAGCACCUGGAGCAGGAGCAGGAGGCUGUGAUCUCCUGUCUGGACGUGCUCUUCAAGUGGUUCACCCUGAGGUUGUCUGAGACCAACAGCAGCGUGCUGAUGAAGGCAGUGGACUUCCUGAAGCUGCUGCUGCCCUGCCUGGCCCGCAUGGACUACCACCUCAACGAGCUCGAGGCCUCAGCCUUCAUACCCUACCUCAUCCUCAAGGUGGGGGAGUCUAAAGACGGGGUACGUAAGGAUGUACGGAGCAUACUGAGCAUGCUCUGUAAGGUCUACCCUGCCAGCAAGAUCUUCCCCUUCCUCAUGGAGGGAGCCCGCUCCAAGAACUCCAAACAGAGGGCUGAGUGCCUGGAGGAGCUGGGGUGUCUGGUGGAGCUGUAUGGUCUGACCGUGUGCCAGCCCAGCGCGCCGCGCUCUCUGAAGGAGAUCGCCGUGCACAUCAGUGACAGGGAUGCCUGCGUCCGCAACGCAGCCCUCAACACCAUGGUGGCGGUCUACAACGUCUGUGGAGAGCAGAUCUAUAAGCUGAUAGGACACCUGUCUGAUAAGGACAUGAGCAUGUUGGCGGAGAGGAUCAAGCGUUCCGCUAAGACCCCCCCUGUCCCCUCCUCUGCCCCGCCCCCGAAACACGGGGAGGACAAGGCCCCGCCCCCUCACCCCAACGCCAGUGUCCUACGCAAACCCAGCGAGCAGACAGCCAGCAAACUACGUCAGAUCCGGGCGCAGAGUGCUGAGCAGCAGACCCCCCCCCCCCCAGCAGAGUUCAGUCUGGACGUGCAUCUCCUGGAGCAGAGCGGCAGCCCUAUCAGAGAGAUGCCAGAACUGUACCAGCCAAGCCCUGACCUCCUGCAGACCCCCGCCAGCCUGCGGAGUUUCCUAUCCAGGCCCCGCCCCCUCCCUGUCUGCCAGGAGGAGCUCCGCCCCAGCCCCGCCCACAGCAUCAACCUGGUCAUCUCCCAAGUGGCGUCUGGAGACGUAAACACCAGCAUGCAGGCCCUAGAGCAGAUGCAGCAGGCCCUGCGAAGGCCCGGGGUGAUGGAGGGCCUGUCAGACCAGCUCCUGCUGGCCUGCUGUCUGCAGCUCCACCUGGCUCGCUCCUCUCAUCUGGCCAACCAGCGCACGCCUCGACCCCUGGUCACCCAGCUCUGCAGCCGCCUGCUGGACAGCAUGUUCAUGCUGCUGGGCGUGCCCUCCCUGGCAUGCGAGGUGUCGGUGGCGGUGCUGAGGGAGGUGGUGGAGGAGCUGCUGGCUGUGCUGCUGGACCCCAACGUGGCGCUGCUGGACCAGGGCAGCGUGCUGCUGGAAGCCAACCAGGUGCUGAGCCUGCUGCUGGAGAAGACCAACCACACCCGCAUCCUCAGCUCUCUGCUGGUGCUGAUGCAAGAGAGUUUGGAGUCCUCGUCGACCUCCAAGUUCUCUGAGCUGGUCAUGAAGUGUGUGUGGAGGAUGAUCAGGUUCCUCCCAGCCACGGUGGGAGACCUGGAUCUGGACCAGACCCUGCUGGCGCUCCAUAACUUCAUGAUGGUGUUCACCAGACAGCGUCUGCGAGCACUGACCUCUGACCUGCCCUACCGCACCCUCAAAACCCUGCUGCACACCCUGUACAAGUUUACUGGCCCCCAGAUCCUGGAGCACCUGAGCCUGGUGGAGGACAGGAGAGCAUCGGGUCUGGAGACUCACCUGAAGAUGCUGCUGUCAGCAGGACCCCGAGACGCCUCACUGUACAGGGAGAGACACGAGAACAUCCUGAAGAUCUUCAACAAGAUCACCUCCCAGGAGAACUGCACCCAGGGUCUAUCGGAGCUGGCUGUGUUCCGGCAGCACCAUGCAGAGGUGGACUUGACCCCCUACCUGAAGAGGGUGCCUGCCCCCCUCCAGACCCUCGUACAGCAAAGCCUCCACACACACACCAGCAAGAGGACGCCUGCUGCUGGUGGCCCCGCCCCCCAGCCCAGCGGAGGGGAGGAGCCUAAACCGUCUGAAUACCAGGAGAGUGCGCUCAGACUGCUGCAGGAGAGCAACAUCCAGGCCCCCCUGCCCUCCAAGGCCCCCCUGCCCUCCAAGGCCCCCCUGCCCUCCAAGGCCCCCCUGCCCUCCAAGGCCCCCCUGCCCUCCAAGGCCCCCCUGCCCUCCAAGGCCCCCCUGCCCUCCAAGGCCCCCCUGCCCUCCAUUUCCAUGCUCAGCCGGGCCCCCCAGCUCCCACCCCCCCACCAGAGCCGCCUGGAGCCAGCCGCCAGCAACCUGGACGACCUGCGGAAGAAACUGCAGCGCAUCAAGGAAAAACACUGACACACACUAGGUGUGUUUCUUAUGCUUGUCAAACUGCUUGUAAAUGUUUUUAAAUAAUUACCGGUAAUGCAUU
This is a messenger RNA of Osmerus eperlanus (European smelt), 6084 nucleotides long. Its product is annotated as cytoskeleton-associated protein 5-like. Gene Ontology annotation, molecular function: microtubule plus end polymerase activity; microtubule plus-end binding. Lineage: Eukaryota; Metazoa; Chordata; Actinopteri; Osmeriformes; Osmeridae. The coding region runs from base 114 to 6011 and encodes 1965 amino acids. Gene Ontology annotation, biological process: mitotic spindle organization; microtubule polymerization; establishment or maintenance of microtubule cytoskeleton polarity. Gene Ontology annotation, cellular component: spindle pole; kinetochore; microtubule plus-end. The transcript is spliced from 42 exons. The record is from RefSeq and is a predicted model, not a curated record.